Endocarpon pusillum Z07020 is the source of this 672-nucleotide messenger RNA. RefSeq lists its product as uncharacterized. The coding region runs from base 1 to 672 and encodes 223 amino acids. The transcript is spliced from 2 exons. The record is from RefSeq and is a predicted model, not a curated record. NCBI's taxonomy places the organism in Eukaryota, Fungi, Ascomycota, Eurotiomycetes, Verrucariales, Verrucariaceae.
AUGAACCCGCCUCUUUGCUUUCUGCACCUCCCCACCGAAGUUAGGUUACUAGUCUACCGCCAUCUCUUCUCCGAAUUGAGCGUCACCGUCGCCAGUGCGACCCUCUCGCCCGAGCAGGCACCGUGGGCCAUCUUUCGCACAUGCCGCACCUGCUACGAUGAAUCACUCCCGAUCUUCUACGAGCUGGCCACCAUCAGCUUGAAACACGAAGCCUACCUCCAUGUCCUCCGACGGAAGAUCGGGCCAGACAACAUGGCUCGUCUCCAGUCGGUUGCGCUCGGAGGCUUCAGAAACAUGGUGCACAAAACCGUGGUCGAAGAUCUACCUGCCACCCUCAGGAAACUCUUUCUGGGGUGGAAAGGCAACACGGCCUUUUCCAACACGACACCCAAGUCCCACCUCGACGAUGAUCAGAUGCGAGAUUUCCUCGAAUGGUCCUUUCGCCAUUACUUGGACCCGAGUGUAGGGGAUCUGUUGGCAAAGGCUCCGAACCUCCGGAUAUUUUUGGAUACUAUCAUUGGCAACGCUCCACCAAACAUGGACCCCGCAUCAGCAGGGACGUCGCGCUAUGCUGUCGUCAGAGUAGAGAUUGUAAGGGGCCAAGACGGCGAGAAAUGGUCCUGGGGACAUGUUGACAGGAAAAUCGACAGACUAAAGGUUGUGGAGCCUUGA